AUGGAUACGGAUGAGGUUAUAAUAGAAAAAAUAAUAGAAAAUGAAAAUUCAAGUGAUACAAUUGAGGAACGUGUAUUAAAUAUUGAAAAAAAUAAUUAUAUUCCAAAUAUUAGUGAAAAUUGUUCAUCAACAUACAAGGAAAAUGUACAAGUUAAUAUCAACGAGAACAGUUAUCUUACUGAUGAUUGUGAGAUAAUUAUAGUUGAUAAUAUUGACAUUAAACAAAGUUGUAAAGAAAAAGAUAAUUCGAAUAUACAACAAAGUAAAUCAAGUGAAAUCUCAAAUAUUAAAAAAAAUGAAAUAUUUAUUAACAAUACUAGUGAAAACCAGGAUACAAACAAAAAUAUUAUACUUGAAAACUUAAAUCAAAAAAAAGAUGACGACAUCUGUAUAAUACAUGAAAAAACUAUAGUACCAUCAGCUCAAACUAAAGAAUAUACUAAAGUAUCUUCACUUGUUAGCAUUGCUAUAGAAUAUGGUAAUUCUGAUUCAGAAACAGAAUGUAAUUCUGAUUCUACAAAAUGUGAAAAUAAUCAAAGUAAACCUUUAGAAAAAUGUCUGAUGCAAAUUUAUAGACAAAAUAAAUUAACAUCAUCAAGUGAAGAGAGCGAUAGUGAAGAUGAUUCCACUAGUAGUAAUGAUUCCUCAAUAGUAGUCGAAUCAAAUGAAUCAGACAGUGAUGAUAGUUCAACCAAAAAAAGCAAAGCAAAUAAUGUUAAAGGACAAAGAAAUAAUGAAAUGAAAAAUGAAUUAGAUGACUUACCUCCUAUUGAAGAUUUAAAAAUCAGUGUACCUGAGAUACUCUGCGAUCCAUUGGGCGAGGUUGCAUGGAUGGUUGAACAAUUAGUAGUUGUGAAACCAAAACCAGGUAAACCAACAUUAAACUUAGAUACAGUUUUAUUUGUUGAGAAAGGACAAAGAACAUUAGGUAGAAUAUUUGAUGUCUUUGGCCAAGUUAAUGAACCUCAUUAUUGUGUAAGAUUCAAUAACUCUAAUCAUAUAAAAGAGUGUGAUAUUAAAGUGGGAAUGACUGUUUAUUAUUGCCCAAAUACAGAAUAUACUUCCUUAGUAUUUCUACAUGAAUUAUUGAAAAUCAAGGGCAUUGAUGCACAUGCAGAUGAUCCUCCAGAAUUUUCAGAUGAUGAGGAAGAACGAAUUUAUUAUGAACAAUUAAAAAUAAAACAAACAAAUAAUACUAAUCAAACAGAUAUUCCGUUCAAACGGAAACGUGUUUCAAAACCUAAUUCUGGUUGGCAGUCAAAUCAUCCAUGGAAUAGAAAUGUACAAAAUCCAAAGAAAGGAUUUUAUUCGCGAGUCGAUAAACAAUUUUUUUCUAUGCAAUCUGAAAAUCAAUCUCAACAUUUAUGGUCACAAUCGUAUCAAAAUAAUGCCCCAUAUAGGUAUGGGGCACACUCGUUACAAUCUAUGCAAUAUAUGAAUCAUCAUGUUAAUAGUGUUAAUCAAAAUUUCUAUGGUCCACAAAAUUAUUAUAGCCAAGAUGGUACUACAACAUAUUUAAAUCCUAGAAUUCCUUUUAGUACAUGUCCAAGAGUUUCUUCAGGAUAUUUAACAUUACAAAGUCAUCCAAAUGUAAGAUUUCAAACUGCAAACAUGCCUUGGUUGCCACAAGUGCCACAAGUUCCUAUACGAAUGAAAAUACCAUGGAUACCUUUACCACCACCUCCACCUCCUCCACCAACUUCAUCACCAUCAGACACUUCUUAA
Molecule: messenger RNA, 1725 nt
Organism: Eufriesea mexicana
Lineage: Eukaryota; Metazoa; Arthropoda; Insecta; Hymenoptera; Apidae
Product: H/ACA ribonucleoprotein complex non-core subunit NAF1
Exons: 6
Coding region: 1-1725 (574 amino acids)
Biological process (GO): box H/ACA snoRNP assembly; ribosome biogenesis; pseudouridine synthesis
Cellular component (GO): sno(s)RNA-containing ribonucleoprotein complex
Molecular function (GO): RNA binding
Source: RefSeq, a predicted model, not a curated record